GAGAGAGAGAGAGAGAGGGAGAGAGAGAAGUGGCGCAAGGCGAACCGAACUCAGCAAGGGAGGCAUGGCGGCGGCGGCGGCGGCGAGGCAGACGGUGUGCGUGACCGGCGCCGGGGGCUUCAUCGCCUCGUCGCACGUCGAGCUGCUCCUCUCCAGGGGCCACUACGCGGUCCGCGGCACCGUGCGCGAUCCAGGUGAUGCCAAGAAUGCUCAUCUCAAGGUGCUAGAAGGAGCCGGGGAGAGGUUGCAGCUGUUCAAGGCGGAUCUGUUGGACUAUGGCAGUGUAGCUUCAGCAGUUUCUGGCUGCGAGGGUGUCUUCCAUGUCGCCAGCCCUGUACCCUCUGGCCGCUCCUUGAACCCUGAGGUAGAGGUCAUAGCCCCUGCUGUAACAGGCACACUUAAUGUGUUGAAAGCCUGCUAUGAGGCAAAGGUUAAGCGCGUUGUCAUGGUCUCUUCAAUUGCUGCCGUGUUCAAUAAUCCUAACUGGCCUAAGAAUAAGGCUUUCACUGAAGACAGUUGGUCAGAUGAGGAGUUAUGCAGAAAAAAUCAGGAUUGGUAUUACCUUUCGAAAACAUUAGCAGAGCAUGAGGCUUCUGCUUAUGCAGCAAAAACAGGGCUGGACAUCGUAACUAUUUGCCCAUCAUUGGUGAUUGGACCCUUGAUGCAACCUACAGUAAACUCGAGUAGUAAAGUUCUCCUUAAUUAUUUCAAAGGAGAUCGUGAUACUGUUGAGAAUAGACUCCGUAAUGUAGUGGAUGUUCGUGAUGUUGCAAAUGCUCUUCUUUUGGCAUAUGAAAAUCCAGGAGCAUCUGGACGAUACAUCUGCAGCUCAGCUCCAAUAAAAGUCUCUGAUAUGAUAAAUAUAUUAAAGGCCUUGUAUCCAACUUAUACUUAUCCCAAAAACUUUGUUGACGUCGAAGAGAACAUCACAUACAGUUCUGAGAAACUUCAGAAGCUUGGCUGGAUUUUCAGGCCUAUUGAGGAAACCCUCCGGGACAGUGUGGAAUCCUACAAAGCAUUUGGCAUCCUUAACUGAGCAUCCAAAAUUUGAAAAGCUUCAUUUGUUAAACUCAUCAUGAUUCUUGUAACCAUCGGAACUGAAACAGAUUAAAUCUGUGAUGAGGUCAACCGAGUCAAUAAGAAACCAUUGUGAAAA
This is a messenger RNA of Oryza brachyantha (malo sina), 1156 nucleotides long. RefSeq names its product cinnamoyl-CoA reductase 1-like. NCBI's taxonomy places the organism in Eukaryota, Viridiplantae, Streptophyta, Magnoliopsida, Poales, Poaceae. The record is from RefSeq and is a predicted model, not a curated record. Gene Ontology annotation, molecular function: oxidoreductase activity, acting on the CH-OH group of donors, NAD or NADP as acceptor. The coding region runs from base 65 to 1036 and encodes 323 amino acids. The transcript is spliced from 6 exons.